CGUGCUGGUGCUGGUGUGUGCUAGCUUACCAGUCCUCGUCAGCUUGCCUCUUCCCCAUUUCCAAACAGGAAACGGGAAGGAAGGUGGAGAAGGCUUUUGCAAGAUUUGAAGCAGAAGAGAGCGAAGCCCAUGGCCAUUUCCUACCACGCUAAGCAACCUUAGCUGCUUAAGCCACUCGCUGCAACACCCCGGACCCGGAGACGGAGAGAGCGAGCAAGAACGGAACCUGCAGGGGAGGGUUUCUGAGAUAGAGGGAGGGAUGGGAGGGAGGAGGCUGCUUCUUCUUCUUCUUUCCUGGGGAUUCUUGCAGCUCAUCAAUCUUCCUUUCUCUGCGCCGCAGUCCUUCAUCGGCAUCAACUACGGCGACGUGGCCGACAACCUCCCGCCGCCGACGGCCACCGCGCGCCUCCUCCAGUCGACGACCAUCAGCAAGGUGCGCCUCUACGGGACCGACCCCGCCAUGAUCUCCGCCUUCGCCGGCACGGGCAUCUCCCUCCUCCUCGGCGCCGCCAACGGCGACAUCCCCAACCUCGCGUCCUCGCCCGCCGCGGCGGCCGCCUGGGUCGCCGCACACCUACCGUCCACGUCGUCGCCGGCGGUUUCCGCCGUCUCCGUCGGCAAUGAGGUCCUCUUCGCCGACACGUCCCUGGCAUCGCAGCUCGUCCCGGCCCUGCAGAACAUCUACGCCGCGCUGCCGCCCAACUCCAGCGUGAAGGUCUCCACCGUGAACGCCAUGGACGUGCUCGCGAGCUCCGACCCGCCCUCCUCGGGGGUGUUCAAGCCGGAGCUCGCCGCCGCGCUCGACCCGCUCCUGGCGUUCCUGAGCAAGACCGGCUCGCCGUUCCUCAUCAACCCGUACCCCUACUUCGCGUACCAGAGCGACCCGCGGCCGGAGACGCUCGCCUUCUGCCUGUUCCAGCCCAACGCCGGGCGGCCGGACGCCGGCUCCGGGCUCACCUACACCAACAUGUUCGACGCGCAGGUGGACGCCGUCCGCGCCGCGCUCGAUGCCAAGGGGUACAAGGACGUGGAGAUCGUCGUCGCGGAGACCGGGUGGCCGCACAGCGGCGGGACGGACGAGGCGGGCGCCACGGCGGAGAACGCCCGCGCGUUCGUCGCCGGCCUCGUGUCGCACCUCCGGUCGAUGGCGGGCACGCCGCGCGUGCCGGGGGAGUCCGUGGACACGUACCUGUUCGCCAUGUACGACGAGGACCUCAAGCCCGGCAAGCCGUCGGAGAAGUCGUUCGGGCUGUUCCAGACCACCACCCUCGCCGAGAUGUACCCGACGGGGCUGAUGAGGAACGGCACCGCCGGCAUUGGACCGGCCAUGGCGCCAGCGCCAGCUCCGACUCUCCCGGUCAGGCCUUCGCCUGCUCUAGCAAGCCCCCCGCCGGCGACGAUCCCCGGGCAGCAGCCUCAGGUGACUCCAGUGCAGCCAGGCUCGGCGGCGGCGGGGGGCCCUUCCGCCCUGUGCGCGCCGGGGACGGCGACGACGACGUCGAGGGGAGCAGCUGCUGGCUGCAGUAGUCAUAGUGCAGCUGAAUCGUCUAGGACAAUUUCAGUGCUACACAUCCUUGCAUGCGUGUGGUUAAUGUACUUGUUAAUCUGAGCUCCCUCGUGGACAAUCUCAGUCCGUUGGAUGGAUUGAGGCUGUAUUUGUUGAUCAAAUCAUGUUGACCUUGUAAAA
Messenger RNA from Oryza brachyantha (malo sina), 1687 nucleotides. RefSeq names its product glucan endo-1,3-beta-glucosidase 7-like. NCBI's taxonomy places the organism in Eukaryota, Viridiplantae, Streptophyta, Magnoliopsida, Poales, Poaceae. Gene Ontology annotation, molecular function: hydrolase activity, hydrolyzing O-glycosyl compounds. Gene Ontology annotation, cellular component: plasma membrane. Gene Ontology annotation, biological process: carbohydrate metabolic process. The transcript has 4 exons. The record is from RefSeq and is a predicted model, not a curated record. Bases 260 to 1609 code for a protein of 449 amino acids.